AUGUCAACUUCAAUACUAAGACGGAUACUCGACCCGACCCGGAAACCCAAACCCGAUGCAAUCCUCUCAAUCUCUCUCCUCACUACCGUCUCUUCUCCGCCGUCUCCGCCAUCAGAUCCUCUAAUUUCCGACGCCGUCUCAAUCCUAACACACCACCGCUCCAAAUCCCGUUGGUCCACUCUCCGAUCACUCCAGCCUUCAGGCUUCACACCUUCUCAAUUCUCCGAAAUCACUCUCUGCCUCCGCAACAAUCCUCACCUCUCUCUCCGUUUCUUCCUCUUCACUCGCCGUUACUCUCUCUGCUCUCACGACACACACUCCUGCUCAACUCUCAUCCACAUCCUCUCUCGAUCUCGUCUCAAAAGCCACGCUAGUGAAAUCAUACGUCUCGCUCUCCGUCUCGCCGCCACCGACGAAGACGAAGACAGAGUCUUGAAAGUGUUCCGUUCGUUGAUUAAGAGUUAUAAUCGAUGUGGCUCUGCUCCGUUUGUAUUCGAUUUGUUGAUAAAAUCUUGUCUUGAUUCGAAAGAGAUUGAUGGAGCUGUGAUGGUUAUGAGAAAGUUAAGGUCUAGAGGAAUCAAUGCACAGAUUAGUACUUGUAAUGCUUUGAUCACAGAGGUUUCUAGGCGUAGAGGUGCUUCUAAUGGAUAUAAGAUGUAUAGAGAAGUUUUUGGUUUAGAUGAUGUUAGUGUUGAUGAAGCUAAAAAGAUGAUAGGUAAGAUUAAGCCAAAUGCGACCACUUUUAAUUCGAUGAUGGUGAGUUUUUAUAGAGAAGGUGAGACUGAGAUGGUGGAGAGGAUAUGGAGAGAAAUGGAGGAGGAAGUUGGAUGUUCUCCGAAUGUUUAUAGCUAUAAUGUUUUGAUGGAGGCGUAUUGUGCGCGAGGUUUGAUGAGUGAAGCGGAGAAGGUAUGGGAAGAGAUGAAGGUGAGAGGAGUGGUUUAUGAUAUUGUGGCUUAUAACACUAUGAUUGGUGGGCUUUGUAGUAACUUUGAAGUUGUGAAAGCGAAGGAGCUUUUUCGAGAUAUGGGGUUGAAGGGGAUUGAGUGUACUUGUUUGACGUAUGAGCAUCUUGUUAACGGGUAUUGUAAAGCGGGGGAUGUUGAUUCGGGUUUGGUUGUUUAUAGGGAGAUGAAAAGGAAAGGUUUUGAGGCAGAUGGUUUAACAAUUGAAGCGUUAGUUGAAGGGCUAUGUGAUGAUAGGGAUGGACAGAGAGUUGUUGAAGCUGCGGAUAUCGUGAAGGAUGCGGUGAGAGAAGCAAUGUUUUAUCCUAGUCGGAAUUGUUAUGAGUUGUUGGUAAAGAGGUUGUGUGAAGAUGGGAAGAUGGAUAGAGCAUUGAACAUUCAGGCUGAGAUGGUUGGGAAAGGAUUUAAGCCGAGUCAAGAGACGUAUAGAGCUUUUAUCGACGGGUAUGGAAUAGUAGGUGAUGAGGAAACAUCAGCAUUGUUGGCCAUAGAAAUGGCUGAAUCACUCAAGCUAAGAGCAGAAGAAGAAAGCUAG
Molecule: messenger RNA, 1497 nt
Organism: Arabidopsis thaliana (thale cress)
Lineage: Eukaryota; Viridiplantae; Streptophyta; Magnoliopsida; Brassicales; Brassicaceae
Product: Tetratricopeptide repeat (TPR)-like superfamily protein
Exons: 1
Coding region: 1-1497 (498 amino acids)
Source: RefSeq, marked reviewed